Messenger RNA from Geodia barretti, 459 nucleotides. NCBI's taxonomy places the organism in Eukaryota, Metazoa, Porifera, Demospongiae, Tetractinellida, Geodiidae. The record is from the annotation of a GenBank genome assembly.
AUGAAAGUGGACUACGGCGUGCGCGCGCUGGUUGAACUGGCCAUGCGCUACGGCGAUGGGCCGGUUCAGACCGCUGCCAUCGCAUAUCGCCAGGGCAUACCCGAACCGUAUCUCGAACGGCUGAUGUCCACCCUCAACAAGAGUGGCUUCGUUCAUAGCCGGCGCGGGCCCCAGGGCGGUCAUCUUUUGGCGAGGGACCCCCAGGAUGUCAACCUGUACGACAUCAUGCAGGAGCUGGACGGCAACGCGUCUCCCCUGGACUGCCUGACCCUGCCCACUGACUGCAUGUUCGUCGAUUCGUGCGCCCAGAAGGAAAUCUGGCAGACCGUCGAGGAUUCCAUCCAGCAGGUACUACAGGCCACCACGCUGGCGCACUUGGCGGAUCGGCAGAGCGUACUCAUUGCCGAAGGUGAUAGCGGCCACGAGGUUUCGGAGCCGGUCCCUGCGGUUUCGGUGUGA